CGCUAGCGGCCCGUAAGACACUAGGCACCCUAGGACGCAGUGCCGCAGCACGGCUCGCGUGUAGAAGUACCUUCUCAUAAGUUCCCAUAGGGAGCACUUGUGGCUUGAUCUCUGCACAUCAGCAACUGCUGAAACAAAGGCCAAUGCCGGACACACCAAGAGAGACGAGGCAUGCGGCUACAGGCUAGGCUGCAAAAACUAGAGGGCAUCGGAUGCGCACUCGUGCCGCGGUGCUGCUCGGCGUCGCCCACGCCUGGCAUCCGGCCGUCCAGGGCGCCUGCACGCGUCAACGCCGGAGCCGCGACGCCGUCGUCUGGCUCGGCCAGCGAAAGCACUCGUCCUACGACGCGAGCCACGGCAACACGUUGAACGCGUCGCUCGCGUCCGUCGUCACCCACUACCGAGCGAUCCGCGCGGCGGACGUGCUGAUCUGGCACGAGGGCGAUUUGAGUCGCUCGGACGUGGACUCCCCGUCCGAAGUGAACGUGCGGUUCUGCCGGCUCGCACCGCGCACGGGCUGGGGCCGCGGCCGGGGUCAGGAUCGGAUCCGGCCGCGAGAAACGCGCUGGUCCGAGGGCUACAUGAGGAUGAUCCGGUUCUACGCCGUGACGGGCUGGGACACGCUCCGGCACCUGGGCUACGAGUGGUGGAUGCGCAUGGACGACGACUCGUUUUUUCUCUCCAACAUCGAUUACAACGUCUUUGACGCGAUGCGGGGCGGCGGGUACGUCUACGGGUUCCGCGCGCUGUCGCGCGAGUGCGACCGCAUGUUCGGGGCCUUCGUGGACGUGUACCGGGAGGACCACGGCCUCCCGCCGUUGCUGGACGACGGGACGAUCUUCUGCGAGCGGGUCCCGAAGCACUGUUCGCGCGACGGCCGGCCGCUGCGGCGCCAGACGCGCCGCGCCGCGUCGCGCCGACGCGGAGCGCGACCUGAGAUUCGAUGGCCGCGCAGGUUCCGCGCGCGGCCCUACUGCGAGGGCCCCGGCCGCGUCGGCUUCUACAACAACUGGUUCGUGUCUUCGAUCGAGUGGUGGACCUCGGAGCCGGUCUCGAAAUUUCGGCGGGCCUUCGACGCGUCGGCCUUAAUCUUUAGCCACCGGCACAACGACCUCAUCUUUCAGAGCGCCGCCGUGCGGCUGUUGUUAGCUCGCGAGAGGUGGCGGCGGUUCGCCGACUUUUCGUACCAGCACCACACGGUACGCGACGGCAGGGUCACGUGGGGCGGCCUGGAGACGGGCUACGACGACCCCGACGCCAAGCGGACGGUGACGGACUACCUUAGGCGGUGGCACGCGCACAACCCCGUCUCGUCCAAGAAAUGCCGCGUGCAGCUGACGCGGAACGACUCCCGCUUCUACGACGUCGCCUACGUGCCGCACGGGCGGACGCGGUGGGGGGUCCCCGCGGCGCCCUACUGCCCGAAGGCGGGCCGGGCGCCGCUCUGGUAAGAGUGUAGCCGCCCCGGCCUGCGUCGAGGCGUCGCAGCGGGGCUGCUCUCGCCUCUACGCCACCGCUGGCACACAGUUCUCAGUGUCGCGUCGACGGCCGCACAGCAAGGCGACAUGUCCAGGCGCGUGGCCUAGAAAUCGUCGGGCAUGCGAACUUGAAGUCAAGGUGGAUAGUCUUACACCGGAUUUGGAGCUCCGAGUCCAGUCACGGUCACUGUAGGUACCUAGUGCAUCCGAGUCUCGCGACCGAGCAAGUGUAGUAGUAGCCUGAGUAUACUAGUAGACUCAAAUUUAGAGAGUCACUGAGUGGG
Pelagomonas calceolata is the source of this 1762-nucleotide messenger RNA. Lineage: Eukaryota; Pelagophyceae; Pelagomonadales; Pelagomonadaceae. The record is from the annotation of a GenBank genome assembly.